CAGCGGGGCGCCAGGACAUUGAAGCUGCGCUUCCCCACCACGUGGCUUCAACAUGGCUGAGUUUGUGGACCUGAAUAUUCCCCACUUGGCGGAGAAGGCGUCUCUGCAGAAGCUGGUGGAGGCAGCAGCGCACCGUGAGUGGGCAGCGGGCAAAGAGCGAGCGGGGGCGGGGGGAGGAAAUGUCUGGCUCUGCACCCCCAGCUUGGCUCUGCAUGCCCCCCUCGCGGGUUUGGGAUGCCUGCCUUGCCCCUUGUGUCGAUGCUCCAUCUGCGCUUUUGGAAAGGAUAACGCGCGGGGUUGUGCGCGCGCGUGCCUUUGCUGCAUUCUUAAAUUGGGAGUAAUUUUUUUUCUUUUUAAAAAGCUACGUACAGAGUUUUUAAUUGGAGUUCAAAUCUUCAUUCCCGUCCUCCCACCCCCAUGAGCAAGGACUUAGGCGCGCCUCUGCUCCCUCUCAGCCCGCGCGCUCAGGCUCCGAUCCCCGGGUGCGCGGGGAUGAUCAUUUUGUUCCUCGAGACGACAUGGUUCGUAAGGAUCGCUGGCGACACGUUGUUGGGCAGGACUUGCCUCGGUUUGCCCAGGAUUUCAGGGUCGUCCCUAAAUGGUCGGAUUGGGGAAGGCUCGGCACAUGCGCUCAGAGCAGGAGCACAGUCCCUAACGCCGAUUUUCUUUUUAAGAAGCCGAAGGAAGGCUUACUUUGAUGGUACCUGAGAACUUCUGGCACACUGAAAUAGACCUGGUGUUAACUCCUCAAAAUCAGUACAAGAAUGAUUUGUUUUGGUAGCAAGGUUUCCUAGACAAGGAUAGAAGGGUAGAAAUAAAACCACUGCAGCCGGGGAGCUUUUUGUCUGUAGGAUGUGUUUUAAGAAACUGCUCCCUUCUCCCUCCCAGAUCUAAGCUGAAAUAUGGUUCUGGUAGUUAGAGGAGAUAAUGUUUUUGGGGCUUCUUUUACUGGGUUACUGGCAGAUCCUGACAUGCAACAAAGCUACACUUGUUUUCGUUGUAUCAAACGUGAGGAAUUCUGUUUAUUCAUUAGAAGUAUUUAUACCCUGGUUUCCAGCCCAAAAAAAGUAUCAGGCUUUCUUAUAAACAAAUAAAACUAACUGCCUAACAUAUUCCCUUGUCUUGGACUUAGAAUCUGAAAAAGACAUGACACAAAAAGGAAAGGAUGGAGAGGUGAGAGGAAAGCAAGCAAGCAAACUCAUACAAUCCUGAAUAGCAAUUGCUAUUGUUCCUCUGAGUUGUGCAUCUCUGAACAUGACGACUCAAUUCUAUCCAUUGUUGUUUUAAUUAUUAUUAUUAUUAUUAUUAAAAAUUGCCUGUGCUUUGCUUUUUAGUUGGCUAUUCAACUGUUGCAAUCAAUUACGUCGUUGACUAUGAUGAAAAGAAGAAGGUAGGACUUUUUAUUUUAAAACACUAUCGGGGCUUGUGCAGGUGUGGCAAAGCAGACCGUUAUAGAAACUUUGCUGAAUUGAGAGAUGACUGCAAAAGAAGUAGUGGGAGAGUUGUAUGCUAGCAGCGAUCAUGCUGCUAAUUACAUACUAUACAGGUGUGCCUUUCUUCCCUCUGUUGUAUAUAUACUGAACAUGCAGAAGAGGAACAAGGGCACUGAACUCACUCCAUAGGCCCAUGCUCACAGGGGUGUGUGUGUGUGUUAGGGGUCUUUUUCACGUGCUCAUUUUGCAGCUCUACCCAAAUGCAGGACACGGGUGACGCUGUGGUCUAAACCACUGAGCCUCUUGGGCUUGCUGAUUGGAAGGUUGGCGGUUCGAAUCCCCGCAACAGAGUGAGCUCCCGUUGCUCUGUCCCAGCUCCUGCCAACCUAGCAGUUUGAAAGCAUGCCAGUGCAAGUAGAUAAGUAGGUACCACUGCAGCGGGAAGGUAAACGGUGUUUCCGUGUGCUCUGGCACUUGUCACGGUCCUCCAUGCACCAAAAGCGGUUUAGUCAUGCUGGCCGCAUAACCCGGAAAGCUGUCUGUGGACAAACACCAGCUCCCUCAGCCUGAAAGCGAGAUGAGUGCUGCAACCCCAUAGUCACCUUUGACUGGACUUAACCAUCCAGGGGUCCUUUACCUUUUACCAUUUUACCUCUACCCAAAUGGAGGAAGUCUCACCACCCCCUGUGUAAAAAUGGUAUUGUGGUUGUAGUAGGACACCCAGAUUAAUGGUAAUUCAACUGACACAUUGGGAAAUAGGCUCAGCAGUGUGAGGAGUUUUGAUAAAUUCUCCUCCCUCCCACUUUUGUUUAUGGAAUCAUUUUUCUCGUUGAUGGACAUGCUUACCUGGAGGUAAGCCCCACUGAACUCGGUUGGGGCCGCCACACAAAAAAAGGCUGUGGCGUAGCCAUAAUGGCUGCUAUAAGCCACUAGUCAUUAAGCGUCCAUGGCAGUGGCUUUCAAAUAUAAACACUCCUGUAUCACGUGAUUUCUAGCUGUGCUUCAGAUUGGGCGGGAGAUAAAAGUGUGCUUCGCAUAUGAGGAGGCUGGUGCUGAGUCUUUAAGAAAACUCUGAAAUUCCAUCUUGGCUGAAGUUGAACGUGCACCAGAAAACAUAAAUGAGCAUGAUCAGCACAUUUGAGCCAUUAGUGCAUUUCACUGUCGUCAUCUUUCACAUGAGCAUGGAUUUCACACUCAUUAACUUUGGGAGUAUUAUGCCCAACCAGUGGGAUGUGUAUAGUACAAAAAAGGAAUCGUAGGGUUGGAAGGGACCACGAGGGUCAUUUAGUGCCAGAUUUCUUUUUUGCCCAACAUAGGGCUCAACUGACUGAGCUACCCCAGCCAGUCUGAGUGCUUCAGUGGGUCUGAUCAUAAAUGUGUCUGUAUAAGCCCUGAUUUUCUUACAUGUUUAUAUGCUGUUAGAGUUUCCUAGUUAGAAGCAAAAAAGCUGACUUGAAGCUGCAAUCCUAUACGCUCUUACUGGGAUCAAAUGCUAUUAAACCCAAUUGGACUCAGAAGUGAAUAGACAAUGUAUAGGAAUGCACUUUAAAUGUAAGUCUUCACGACGAAGCCUUGUGCAACAUAUGUUUGUCAGGAGCUCUGGAAUUUGGCCCACCUGCUACUUCUCCAGUCCAGCAAGCACAGUGUAUAAAAGAUCCCAUUCAUCUUAGUUUGGUUGCUACUUUACAUCAUUGUGUGUGUGUUUUUAAAAAAUAGCUUCCUAGCUUUUGCUUACAUGCUUCAUUUAAAACAACUAAGCAUGUUUGUGUGUUGUUUAUUUCCAGGAAAUUGUCAAGCCAUUGUCUCCCAAAGAAUUGUUUACAGCCCUGCCUCUUGUACAGGUAUGUCCAGAUGUGUUUUACUAGCUAUAAUUUGUUCUCAAGGACAUGUUUAGAGUAUCUAUUGAAGGCAGUGAUGUGGGUUUUCGGGAUAACUUUUUUCUGUGGGGAAUUUUUCUGGAAAAGGAGAGUCAUUUGCAUCAAAACAUUUCCUAUGUUCCUUAUUUGACUUACGUACUUCCUUUGAGAUUUAUUGUUGCUAUUACUUAAAACAUGGAAAUAGUAGUAGUAGCAGCUGUACAUUUUAGUACUGACUAUGCAAAGAAUUCUGGGAACUGUAGUUUCUUAAGGGUGCUGAGAGGUGUUGGGAGACAGAGCUGCAUCUGAUGGGAGGGCGUUCCACAGGGUGGGCGCCACUACCGAAAAGGCCCUCUGCCUGGUUCUCUGUAAUUGACUUCUCGCAGUGAGGGAACCUCCAGAAGGCCCUUGGUGCUGGAUCUCAGUGUCCAGGAAGAAAGAUGGGGGUGGAGACGCUCCUUCAGGUAUACUGGGCCAAGGCCAUUUGGGGCUUUAAAGUCAACACCAAGACUUUGAAUUGUGCUCGGAAAUGUACUGGGAGCCAAUGUAGGUCUUUCAAGACCGGUGUUACGUGGACUCGGCGGCCGCUCACAGUCACCAAUCUAGCUGCCGCAUUCUGGAGUAGUUGUAGUUUCCAGGUCACCUUCAAAGGUAGCCCCACAUAGAGUACAUUGCAACAAGGAAGCAGGGGGGUAAUUAGCAGAAAUGUUCAACUGUCUCACUUUCCAUUGAUAGAUUGCAAUUUAAGGGUAAUUCUGAGUGAAGUUGUUAGAAGUGGGCUUGUAAGCAAGGAGCUGCUUAACUGCAGCAGUUAUAAGCGUCUUCAGUGAAAACUAACUGAGUCUUCUCCACCAGGAGCAGAGUCCUUGAGUCCUCGGUGUAAGGGCUUAUUACUUGACUAUGAACAGCACAGUUAUAGCUCUUUUGUCUGACUAAAAAUAGACCUUGGUUGCCAACACUCCUGACGAAUUAAAGAAAGGGCAAAGAUACAAGAUUUGUGUGGGCACCAAUUCUGAACACAGCAUCAUUCUUCAUUUUUGUAUUAAUGAUGAGUAGGAGGCAUGUUGCCAAGGUUUCUGUUUCACUCCUUUUCCUCACGGCUGCUUCUCUUCUUCUUUGCAGGGGAAAUCCAAGCCAAUUAAGAUUUUAUCAAGGCUAACACUUGUUGUUUCUGAUCCAUCGCACUGCAAUAUUCUAGUAAGCUUAUGAUGCAGUUCACAACCUUUUCUAUUUCACAGACGGAAGAAGAAGAAGAAGAGUGGCUUAGAAUCUGUUGUGCUUUAUAGUGAUAGACUACAACUUUGCUGUAGGGGAUGUGGGUGGCGCUGUGGGUUAAACAACAGAGCCUAGGGCUUGCCGUUCAGAAGGUCGGCGAUUCAAAUCCCUGCGACGGGGUGAGCUCCCGUUGCUCAGUCCCUGCUCCUGCCAACCUCGCAGUUCGAAAGCACAUCAAAGUGCAAGUAGAUAAAUAGGUACCGCUCCGGCGGGAAGGUAAACGGUGUUUCUGUGCACUGCUCUGGUUCGCCAGAAGCGGCUUAGUCAUGCUGGCCACAUGACCCAGAAGCUGUAUGCCGGCUCCCUUGGCCAAUAAAGCGAGAUGAGCGCCACAACCCCAGAGUCGGUCACGACUGGACCUAAUGGUCAGGGGUCCCUUUACCUUUACCUUACAACUUUGCUGACCUCUGGAACUCUCUUCCACAAGAAAUUUGAAUGGCCCUCAAUGUCUAAAUUUGUAGUUUUUUAAAAGUCUAGUCAAAUUUGCAGACAGUGAAGAAAAUCCAUAGUUCUUGAGUAAUAAAUGCUCUAGAAUUGUCAGAAACUUAAGAAUGGUUGGCAAGGCAUGGAACAUCACCACCACCUUCAUAAAUGUCUACCAAAGGUACUAGUUCACAAUAUAAUUUUACUAAUGUGCCUGCCAGCACAUCUUUUCGUUAUUUAUGGAAGAAAUGUUACACUGGCAAUCUGGGGGGAAAACUGCAGUAAAAACUUCUUUGUUUGCCCAUUUGAAGAUACUGACUUCUCUCAGGAAAAUGGUUGUCUACAAGUGAACCUUGUGCUGAAGAAGCAGCUUCAGUUUUUUGUAGCUGGAGUCAAUCAGGGCAUCUCCCUCCCAGGCCAGAUGAAAAAAGGCCUACAUCUAGCCAAUGUUGGAUGGAUCAACCGGCAAUCUGCCUUCAUGAGCAGUGGAAAAACUGGCCUCGCUUGCGCACCAUGGUAAACCAAAUUUACCAGGACUGCAAAUGUGCCCACUCAGAGGCAUUCAAGCCUGCUUUGCUUGCCUCCAGUUUUGUUAGCACAGCGCAGGAGCCAAGUCAAGGUUUGGCUUAGUGUAUCAUCCGAACCUGGUAUUGUGGUUAAAGUGUCUCUUCCUCAACCACGAUCUGUAGCCAAGGUUUGUAGUCUUGGCGGUGAGCUCUUCUCUGGGAGCCAACAUGCUUGAAAACCGCAUUUUCCCCGAUGGAGAGAAAGCAGUUUGUAUUCUAAACUUCCCCCAGCACUUUGAAUGCAAAUUGCUUUCUCAGGAGAGAGGGAAACACUCCAUUUUUUGACAGGGCAUUUCCCCCACCCCCUUUAGAAAGUGCAUUGGAUUUAAAGUGCUGGAGGAGACACGUUGGCUACAAGCAGCUUCUUCCAGUCCCUUCAGUUACAGUUCUCUGCUGUUUGUUGGGGCAUUGGCUGAGAUGGGCUAUGGCCAGGCUUAAAGCACCAGCUUAAAUGGCUAGUCUGAAAAAUGUUUUUUUUUUUAAUGUUACACUUUUUCUUUUUUCUGCCCUAGAGAUCGACAUCUACUAACAUAAAAUUUUAUGACAUCUUUGCUGUGUUUCCUAAGAGUGGAAAACUCUUUCAUGUAAGUUUUUAAAAUUGCUUCCCUCCCCCUCCCCCCAAGCAUUUGAAUUGUGAAGGAAGUUGCAAAAACUCAGAAGCUGCUAAUGGCACUGCUAAUGCCUGAUCUUACUCUUUAUUUUUUCAUGUGGUGUAGUUGCUGCUGUGGAUCACAGGUCUGCCAAUGGGCAGCUCAGUGAUUGAUGCCCAAGAGCAGGGGUCAGCAAACCUUUCCAGCAGGGGGCCAGUCCACUGUCCCUCAGACCUUGUGGGAGGGCAGACUAUAUAUAUUUGGGGGGGGGGUGAAUGAAUUUCUAUGCCCACAAAUAACCCAGAGAUGCAUUUUAAAUAAAAGCACACAUUCUACUCAUGUAAAAACACACUGAUUCCUGGACCAUCCACUGGCCAGAUUUAGAAGGCGAUUGGGUCGGAUCUGGCCCCUGGGCCUUAGUUUGCUUACCCCUGCCCAAUAGUGACUCUCCCCAAGCCACUUGCAGAUUAUUGACUCGCUCUGUGUUUUCGCUAAGACAGGCCCUCUGAAAGCUGCUUGCUUGUCAGUCAUCUGACAUCACAGUGAUGUCAGAUGACCCAAAGGGACAUUUUUCCUUGGUGGCCACAGCUCAAGCUGCAUCUGAUGAGAAAGACUUCCUGGACUGGACAUAACAAAAAACUGUAGCCGGACAUGUGCUUCCUUCAUAUUGGCUUAGUAAGCCAAGAUACUGUUGUCCAAACACAUUUGUGAGGGGCUUUGAAGUGUUCAAAGUGCUAUAUCGGGCUGGGAAGUCUUGGGCCUACAGGCCACAUUUGGCCCUUCAGACCUCGUAUCCAGCUGCUGAGACUCUCCCCAGGCCACCAGCCUUCUCUCUAGGCUACCCCCUUCACUUCUCUGCCUCCUCAAGGGCUUUGAACUGUGAGAGUGACUCUUGUUUGCUCUCCUGCAUGAGAAUCUCUGAUGUAGCCUGUUCUACAGAGGUUGGAGUCAUGUCCAUUGUCCCAACCUUUUGUCUUUCUCAGUGCAAGAAGGUUUAUACCCACAAAGGGAAUGCAUCCCGCAGGGUUACAUGCAUGCUACUACUGCUUCUAAUGGAGAUUUCUGUUCUUUCUGAUGUGAGGAGAGAUUUCACUGAACGCUGCUUCUUGGGUGAAUGCCAAGGCAAGAGAAAAAAUACUGCUAUUCUUUAUCUAGCAACAAUAUGGGGUUUUUAAAUUGUAAACGUACAACAGUUGCACACUGGGGCAGGAACUAGAUGGAUUUUCAAGUUGUAUAUUUGGUAUGGAGAGCAGUCCUGUAUCCAGCAGAUGGCGGUGUUGCCUCUUGUUAAAGGAAGGAAAUAAUUUUUCCAGAAUAAUAGGCCAUAUUUCAGCAUUCUUCCCACCUUGCCCUCACCCCUACCCCAAGGUUUUCUUUUCUCUGCAUACUUAGUAUUUUAAAUCCCUACAAGUCAUGGAAAAAUUGAGAGUUUGUACAAAAGCCAGUGGCUAAGUUUCCUUUUCUAACAUCGUCGUUCCAGACGAAUGUUGGCCAGCUUUGCUGCUGCUGCAGUUUGAAGAACUCCCUUUAUUGUGGGUUUUGUGUCCCUGGCUGAUGCAGAUUCUGUUUAAGAUUCCUUUUGAUGGUGUGAAUAAUUAUGUUGCCACGGUUUCAAGAAUGGAAUCAGCUGAGUUUUCUUUCUGGUGGCAAGGAAAUUGCUAGCUGUCGAGCUUUAACACUGCCCUAGACACUCCCUGAGGGCCCUUGGACAAACUACAUCCUCUGUCCUAGCCUCUCUUCUGCAGUGCUGUCCUGCCUUACGGGGUUAUUGUAAGGAUCACUGUAUGUGACGCUCAGGAGGGGAAAGCCCAUAGAUAUACUACGUUUUGAUAUUAUAUGACGGGAGUGUAUGUGCUUUCCAAAUUCUCUGGUACAUAACCUUUUCUAGUUGGAUUCCUCCUUUGCAUUCCUUCGUCUCAGUUAGACUACCUCCCCAAAGUUUCGGGACUCGUGAGGAAUGUGUGAUGGGGGGUGGUAAACGGAUAUUCCUAAGGGCUGCAGCUCAGUGAGGUGUUCAAAGAGAACCUCCCUCAUCUUUUGGCUCAGAAAUAUUCCUUCCUUCCUCUCAGCAGUUAGAGGUACUGACAGUUUGCUCCAGGGUUUUACAUACCAUCAUUAAGUGUAUGAGAUCUCUGCUCUUUGAAUGCUGCCCUUUCCGCCCUGACCUCAACAUUCAAUGCUGGAAGAAUACACUAGGUCCAUUGCAGGGAUGAAGAACCUGUGGUCUGCCAGGUGCUGUUGGGCUUCGUUUAGUUUAUAUACCGCUUCACACGUCAGCAGAAAUCUCUAAGCAGCUUGUAUAUCUCAACAAAAUGGUACCGAUGUAAGAAAUGCAGUUCGGAUUCUGCAUUCUGUACCUCACAGCAGUUCCACAUUUUAAGUAACGUAAUUAAACAACAAUAAAUGUUUUUAGACAAUGUGCAUUUGUAAAGACAACUUAAGAGCCACAAAAGCAGAUCCUGUGGAAAACAUCAAAAUGCAGCAUAAUUAUAGUAUAAUAUCUUGGAAAUCUCGUACAUCUUAUAAAAAGAAACACAUAAUCAUACCGUCUCCAAAAUCACAUACACAUUCACAGUACACAAAACUAUUAACGUAAACACAACAGCCCCCACAUACACUUGAUUCAACCAUCAGGCUCUCUGUACACCCACCCAAUCUACUCAGUUCUCGCUUCAACAAAACCCUUAAAUUUUCAACUAAGAAUAAUCAACAUACAGUGGUGCCUCACAAGACGAAAUUAAUCCGUUCCGCGAGUAUCUUCGUCUAGCGGUUUUUUCAUCUUGCGAAGCAACCCGAUUAGCGCUAUUAGCGGUUUAGCGGCUAUUAAAGGCUUAGCGGAUUAGCUGCUAAAAGGCUAUUAAAGGCUUAGCGGCUUAGAAAAAGGGGGGGGAGCGGAAAAAAAAAUCUCAAGACUCGCAAGACAUUUUCGUCUUGCGAAGCAAGCCCAUAGGGAAAUUCGUCCUGCGAAGCAACUCAAAAACGGAAAACCCUUUCGUCUAGCGGGUUUUCCAUCUUGCGAGGCAUUCGCCUUGCGGGGCACCACUGUACGGAAUAGAAGCGAUCCAGUAAAACUGCUUAUAUCCAUCCUAUGAAGAUGGGAGCUGACAAUGUUGGCUAAGACUGAUUGGAGCUACCAUUCAGCCAUGCCUAGAAGGCCACAGCUUUCCCCAUCCCUUGUCUGGAGUAGAGUCCUUGGGUGCUAACUCUUUCCUUGACACUUGGGCAACAAUUGCUUUCCUGUCAGCUAUUCUGCUGCAGGGCACAAUACUAGAACUUGUAGGGGAACUAUACAAGUAUGUCAGUGUCCGGCUUUUUUUAAAAAAAGUAACCCUCUGCUUUCAAAUUUACAAUACAGGUGGCCUGCACAACCUUAGAUGUAGAUAUUGUGUGCAUCAACGUAACAGAAAAGCUGCCGUUCUACAUCAAGAGACCCUCUGUGAAUGUGGUAAGGCGGCCUGCAAAUGUCGUGCGCAGUCCUGACAUUCCUCUUCUUUCUCCUUGUGUUUUUCUGCUUGUCCAUUAACAGUUUUGUCCUCUGUGGAGAAGCAGGUCAGGUAUCAUGUUAGAAACACAGAUAUAUAAGCCCAGGCACCCAAUGGAUUCUUAAAUCAGGGUUACAGUUGCCAAAACGGAGUGCCUAGUUGCACAUUUGGGGGCCAGGCAGCUCGAAAAUUGGAUUCUUCAAUAUGACUUUUUUGGUUCCUGAAAUUCAUUCUGAUUGGGCAGGUAAAAUAUAAUGGAUAGAAUUCUACAGUAAUUAAGCAGUAUAUAAAUAGCAUUAAUUAAUUAACAAGGUGGGCAUGAGGUUUUGUGGCACUGCUUGGACUUUUAUACACCCUGCCAAAAUCCAAAUUCUCCUGUUGAAACUUUUUUUAAAAAACAGAAGAAGCAAUACCAGAUUUGCAGAGGAGUGGAAUUGCCAAACACUUUACAGUUUGGAAAUCCCAAGUGCGUGAGCAUGGAAUACUGUGUCCUUUUUAUGUUAUGUGUAUCAGAGGAGGAGGAGGAGGAGGGACUUUUGCUUUUCUAGAGAGCCAUUAACUUUGUCCCACUGGAUGCCUCUACUUUUUGGAGGAGACGAGACAGCGGGGAAAACACAUCCAUAAUAUACAAUAGCUGUGAGACGUUGACUGUGUCACACUCCCUUCAGCGUCUGUUUGCUUUUCUUUCAUGUGAAGGCAAUAGAUCGAGGCAUCUACUUUGAACUUAUUUAUGUGCCUGCCAUCAAAGACUCCACAAUGAGGAGAUACACGGUUUCAAAUGCACUCAGCCUGAUGCAGAUCUGCCGAGGGAAGGUGAGGCUCAAAACGAGCAGGUUUGCCCCACUUCUUUUUCGUCAGAACUCCCCCCCCCCUUCCAGUUAAUGUUGUUUUGAAUUAAGAAUAGGCAGCUUGAACUGUUCCCCUUUUCCUUCUGUUGGUCUUCGAUCACCGCAGCAAAUGAUGCUUGUGUGAGAGCUCGGUGUGACUGAUAUGUUUCUGACUUUGCAAACUUUCUCGGGAAAGCUGUGGAACUCCUGAAGGAGGGCAGACUGUUAACAUCAGAUUGCCUGUUGAAGGAAGGAAGGGGAGAGGGGAAAUGUCUGGGUCACUGCCGCUUAACAAGAGUGUCUUCUCAGCAGAAUUUGGGCCAUCCUAAAACAGGAGCCUUGAAAUAUGUUUGGGGCUCCGGUGGGGAAGGUUUCAGGAAGAGGGUGCUUUUUAUUAGCCUCUGUGAAACCUUCCCUCUCUGUCAGAACAGAACCUCAGCACUUUAUGGCUAUUUUUUGAGUAGGGGGAGGUUGUGGAGAGUAAGAGAAAGAGAAAGAGAAAGAGAAAGAAAAGAGGUCCUCCAUCGAUCUCUUUCCUACCUAUUUAAAACAGGAAAGUGUUUGGGGUUGUUGUUGUUUUAAGUGCAUGGUGCAUACAUAGCCUGCUGCCGUCCUAAGAGUAAUCCACAACUUCGGGAGAUUAUAAGAUUUGAGUAGGGGACCUUAAGCCCUUCAGAUGCUGCUGAACUAUAACUCCCAUCAGCCCCUGCAAACAUGGCCGGUGACCAAGGAUGAUGGGGAUUGUAGUUCAGCAAUAUCUGAGGGACCCAGUGUCCCCCACCCCUUCUCAAGUAGACCAACCCCUCCCCCUUUCUUCUGCUUCAACUAAGCAGCUAAUUAAUUCAAUAGGUCCUGAAAGCCACAGAGAAUGGGUCCUGUGCUUCUUACUUUUAAUUGGCAGACCAAUAUUUGUCUGCAUGCCUGUGGGAUCAGCGAAGUUCUGUCCUGUGUGGGUGGGGGCCCAUUUCAUCCCCAGCUGAUGGGCCCCAGACUACCACCCCCAUGCCCAUGACAAGCAAAAGCAGAAGGGGUGCUUGUCUUAUUCAUCAUUUUGUUCUUGCCGGUCGUGGAUGUUGUGGUUUUGAAUUAGGAUGAGUCAGGUUUGCAUGAAAUAAUGUAACCUAUUCCAGUUUUUUUCUGAGAAUAUAUUCUCCAAAGUCCAUGCCAUGUUUUUUAUUAUUUAUAGCCCACUGUUCCCUCCUGGAGCUGAAGCAGCAUACAGUCAUACCUCGGCUCCCAAACGCCUUGGGAGUUGAGCGUUCCAGCUCCCCAAUGAUUGAAAACCGGAAGUGAGUGUUUUGGAAGCCGAACGUCUGAUGGGGCUUCCACGGCUUCCGAUUGGCUGCAGGAGCUUCCUGAAGCCAAUCAGAAGCCGCAAUUUGGUUUUGGAAUGUUUCGGAACCGAACGGAUUUCCGGAACAGAUUCUGUUCAGCUUCCAAGGUGCAGCUGUAUAUGGCUUCUCCCCCACCCACCCCAACACAUAGGCCUGUACAUACAUGCACUACUUUAUCCUCACGACAACCCUGGAAGAAGGUACAGGGUUAUAAAGACUUGCCGCCAUUUUGGUUUUAAAUGCAGCGUUAAGGUAGUCUCUAUGGGAGUAUAUUGUAUUUAAUUAUGAGGUAUCAGAGUUUUUAGGGGGUUAACCAGGCUGGGAUAGCAGGGAUAGCAGGGAUAGCAGGCUUGUUGGUUUUUGAAUGUCUGAUGUAGAUUUUUUCAAUUUCGUUGUUCUGUAUGGGACAAUGACAAUAAAGAUUAUUGUAUCAUAUUGUUAGGCUAAGCAAAAGUCACAGCCCCCCGCCCAGUGAACUUCAUGACUAAGGAGGGCUUUGAACCCUGGCCUAUUAGCUCCUACUUCACCUCUCAAAUCUCUGCGGCACCUUGACUUGUAACCGCUCAGUCCAAGCACCUUAAGAGAAUCCUGAUUCAAGUGCACUAUAGCAGUGUCUUGGUUUGAUUUAUCACCAUUCUUGAAUCAUUUCCUUGUCUUGCCCUUUCCCCUGUGCCCACAGGAUUCUUCCCCCACCACCACCACCCCCCACCCCGGUGUUCUUCAUUAGUUUGUGAGGAAGGCGCAUAUGGCAUGUUUGCUUCCCAGUGAGAUCUGCACAGUGAAUUGUGCACUGCAAUGCACAAGGCUGCUCAGAGGGUGUGUGCAUAAUGUGCCAUUUUGUGUCCACAUGGUGGUUCUGCAUUGGGGGAAGCCUUUCGAAGAAGAAAGAGAAUGCGUUCAGAAACUUCCACUAAUUAGUUUUUUGUGUUGCCUUAUUUCCUAGAAUAUAAUUUUAUCCAGUGCAGCAGAAAAGGUAAGUGUGUGUGUGUGUGUGUGUGUGUGUGUGUGUGUGUAAUCCUGCAAUGACUAAUGGGUGCUUCACAUUCGUGCUUCAUUGGAGGACUUGGGUUGCCUGCAGAAAAUCCCGGGUUCGAUCCGUGGCGUCUUCCAUUAGAACUGGGGUUGCUUUCUAAAAUCCUGGAGAGCUGCUUCCAAGUCAUUGAAAACAAUACUGAGCUAAAUGUACCAAGGAUCUGACUCUGGUAGCUUCCUGGGUUCCUUUUGAAUGAUCAUCCCUUUGCAUUUAUCUUUUGCUAACCAAGGAGCAUUUGCACACACAUGUCUUCCCACACACUCCAUUUCGUUUGGGGAAACUCACAUAGCCUUUACCUAAAAUUCGGUAUUUCUUUGGGUUUUUUUCCUAGCAACUCCUAGGCACAGCGAAUCCCUGGUCAUUGACCAGGCAGUCUCAGACCAAUGGGGUUGGGAGUCCAGCAUCAUUUGGGGGGCCAAGGGUGAAGAACACUGCCCUAGCGUAUACAAUUGUGUGUUUGUCACCUAGCAUCCACAUGCGUAAUGGCUUUCUCUUCCGUUGCAGCCUCUACAACUACGAGGUCCGUACGAUGUGGCGAACCUGUAUCCUUUUCAAGUGUGUUUGUUAGGACCUUCAGAACUUUGCUGCCUGGGAUACAGCUGUUAGCCUCUCCUUGAAAGGGUAAAACUGUCAGCAGCAGAAUGCUCAUAAAUGAUCCUGCUUUUUGCGAGAGGAGUGAAAGGUCAGUUUGUUUGGAGAGGAAACAACACAAGAGAGCCCAGAUACAAGGAAGGGCUGUGUAGCGAUGGCAGGAGACAAGGUGUGAGGCUGAAGCAGUGCUAGGAGGGUGAGAAAGUAGCUGGAAAUGGAGGAGGAAGACAAAGCAGAGAUUUGAAAAGGAGGGUGUCAUCGAAAGGGUGGUGUAGAGGGAGCACGGAGCUGAAAAAGAGAAGGACUAGGGAGUGAAGGGGGGAAAUAAUCUCCUGGGGUUUUCUUGUACAGUGAGCCAAAUGGGUCCUGGCUGACGGUGGACCUUCAGGAUUCAGCCAGGACAGAUUGAUAGUUUAGGGUUGGGAGUGACAUUCAACAUUUUCUCUUUUAAAAGCCCUUUUUAAAAACCAUACAGUGGUACCUCGGGGUAAGUACUUAAUUCGUUCCAGAGGUCCGUUCUUAACCUGAAACUGUUCUUAACCUGAAGCACCACUUUAGCUAAUGGGGCCUCCUGCUGCGCCGCAAUUUCUGUUCUCAUCCUGAAGCAAAGUUCUUAACUCAAGGUACUAUUUCUGGGUUAGCAGAGUCUGUAACCUGAAGCGUAUGUAACCCGAGGUACCACUGUACAAUCCACACACAGGUAUAACAAAGUGGAAAACAGAAGACCCAACCCAUAAUAUUACUAGAAUAAUGGGCAAGGGUUGCCAAUUAAGAUAAGGCAUUCUAAGAAAGUUUAGAAGAUUCCCACUCCAGUGCCUCAAGAUUCCUUUUUGUUGUUGGGCAGCCAAUAAAUAGAACAGUCUCCCAAUGCCUUUGUGUGCAACAUCCUGUAAAUGCUGCAAAUAUAUAUUCUUCUGACUCUCGGUGGUCGUACACUAGCUUACUGUAGUCAUAUGGAAUAUUAAGAGACCAGAAUCACGGGUAUCUAGUGCUGGUGUUUCGGUUCUGAUGUUUGGUUGUUGCAUCAAAAAUACUAAAUGAACAGAAAGAUCCAAACCUGCCUAGCUAUCCUUGAAAAUGAAUCUGUAUUUAAACACCUGUGACCAGAGAAGCAGCUAAAUGGUUCAGAUCAUUGUUUGGAAUAUGUGCCACAACCACCCCAAGUUAAAAUAUUGGUGUGGCCAACCUGUGGCCCUCUAGAAUGAUGAUGCUGUCCGUGCUGGCUGGGAGCUGCAGACAAAUAGCAAUGGAUGGUGGAAAUGUGGUCUUAACAACAUCAGGAGGGCUGCAGAUUCCCCACCCCUUUAAUUUGACAAGCACUUUUGUCAGACAGGUUAUUCUGAUUUCCAUCCUUGCAAUAUCUGGGGAGCUGAGAGUGAUUUCAAGAUGCUGAACUUUGGCAACUUCAGUACUGCUUCCUGUGUACCACAGUAGCUUUUGUAGGUUGGUAAAGGAGCUGUGCUUAGCUAUGCCUCAAGCAUGUUUUGCCCUCUUUGUGCUUGAAUAUCCUUAACGAAAGUGGAAAGAGGGUGGCUGUUUGGCUUGUCUGAAAGCAAUGCCAAGGCAGCAGUUUCUACGAAUGGCCGAGCAGUCCUGCUUCAUGGAGGUAAGCUGGAACAGUAACUGGGAUAACGAACGUAUUUGCAAGAAUGUCCAAAGUUAACAAGUCUGAAGAAGUGAGCAUGCACACGAAAGCUCAUACCAAGAACAAACUUAGUUGGUCUCUAAGGUGCUACUGGACAAUGUAUGUAUAUAUAUUUCUACUGCGUCACACCAACACGGCUACCUCCCUAAAUCUAAGCAAUGUUUUCAUAAUGUCUAUUUAAAAAGUGCAAUGUGGGCUUAUUGUAACAUAUUAAAAUCACAGGGGGGGAAUCGUAUAUCUGUGCUAAUGUAAAACUCUUGCUUUAUUUAUUUAUAGUAUUUCUACCCGCUCUUCAAUGAAUGUGUUCAGGCCCAAAGCAGGGAACAGAAGUCAUAGGAAAAGUCACCGGGAAAGGGGGGGGGGGCAAGAUACAUAAAUUACAAAACCGUAUAAACAGGUCCAAGAAACAAUUUAACAAUCUCCCAUAAGGUAAACAAGCAAAACUACAGCAUCAAAAUUAUUUCCAAUUUAACCAAACACCUAGGUAAAAGUAAAUAAAACAUUCAAGCAGAUUGAAACAGAAUAAACAACCGGUGGUUUGAGCAGCAGUUCCCACCCGAUUUUUCCACUUAAUGCAGCCCAACCGUUCCUUCUCUGUCCGUCACACAAAGUGAGCCACACUCUGUGCCAACAGAUUCUCACUCUGUGGCUUUUGAGUAGCUUAACAUCUUUCCCCCACACCCUCCACCCAUCCAGGCCCUCACCCUGAGUGGUAUAAACAGUGUCAGAGCACCUUUUCUGGUUUAGUUGCAGUUCGGCAUUUAAAACGCCGUGUUCCCUAGACUAGGAUUUCUUGGCACGAUGCGCUCAGAAGUUGUUGGAGCACGGCUCCCCUCAUCUGUGACAUUUGGCCAUGCUGGCUGGCGCUGAGGGAAGUUUUAAAGUCCCAGUGACAGCUGGAGGGCCACAGGUUCCUGGCCUAGACUACCAUCCUGGAUGAGCAGGGGAUGUGUCAGCACUGCCUUCAUUUAAAUGGUUCCAAAUAAGUGCUUUGACUUUAUAGGUCUGUGGAGCUCGGGAGUGCGCAGAAUGGUUUGUGCUGACCUAGUUUCUAGGGCAUCUUGCAAGAGCCGGUUGAGUUGCCCUGUUCACCUGCCCAGUUAGUCGCAGUGUUAAUAAUGAUGCAAAGGCUGCCUAUCUUGCCUGGUUGUGGCUGACAUACCUGUAUGGGUCUGUUCAUGUGCCGCAUUUCAUCUGGUCCCUUUUUUGAAAGCAAAACGCUGCCAUGAUGGUGAUGGUAGCACUUGCCACUGCAAUGGAUCAGCUCCCUUAGUUGUACAGGUGUGGUCUCCUUGGUUGAAGUCACUAUAGCACAGUGGUGUGCAGCCCUUGCCUUGUACCCUUAGCCGUGCCUCGUUCUGGGUGCCGUUCUGCAAGCCAGCAGCUUGUGAUUCGGGGAUCCUUUCUAAAUGUCUCCCUCCGUUUUGAUUUCAGAAGCCCGGAAGACUGCCUCUGGCGUAGUAUACACCAAGAAAAAAGCCCGAGCCACAGAGGAAGAUGAGACUACUCCAGUCAGUAAAAAAGCCAAGACCGCUUUGUGACAAGAAGGCUCUUUUCAGGGGAGCCCAUCAAACCCCUAACCUCUAAAAUACCCCAGUUGCAUGGCUUGAUGAGAAUAGGGUGUUUUAUGAUUUGACAAUUCAUUGUGGGAAAGCCUUAGUGGAGUGACUUGACUGUGGACGCCGGGGCAGAAAAUAAUUUUGGAUCUUGAAGGAGACACUCCUCCUUAGCUUCCCAGUGGAAUAGAAAUGGGAGAUUAUGCACACUCUCUUUUAUGAUGAAGCCUUUUGUACUGAAGACUUUCUUUAUUUUUUACCAACCCUUUUGUUUGGUAAGUUUCUAGGACUCAAAUCUCCCCAGAUGCGUAAUCACCCUGAUCGCUGUCAAAUCAGUUCAUGCACGCACACACAAAUGAUUGCAGAGUUUUCCUGGCACCUGACCACCGAAUUAAAGUCACAAGUUGCAACUGUGAAUUCCAAACAGCGGAGCUGUGAGCAUAUUCUAUUGUUUGUGCCCAGGGAAAGAAGUUGCAUACUCUGCAGUGGGAGCUGAGGUUAUACAUUUGCUAGCUGUUCCUUAUGUGUGUCUAUAGUAGGGAGAGCUGACCAUCUAGAACAUUUUGGGCAACUUGCAUUAGGUGCUGUGCAACUAGAGUGGUUUCCACUGCUGUUGCUGCUACGUUUUUAGCUGUUUGUGGAACGGCAACAAACCUGCUGCAACACUGGUAAAUUUCAAUGUUUUUCUUUAGCGUGGUCUGCCAUUUUCCUAUCCACACCAGUGGAUGGAUCACAGCUGAGUGUAGUAUCCAUUGCCUGAUGUAUUUGUUCCCCCCUCAAAACUAUUUGAACAUGCACAAUGGUUGUUUCACAUCCAGAGCAAGGGGCCAUUUUGUUUGUUUGUUUGUUUAUUCCCCACCCCAGCCACUCUGAGCGGCUCCCAACAGAAUAUUAAAAAC
Molecule: messenger RNA, 17510 nt
Organism: Podarcis lilfordi (Lilford's wall lizard)
Lineage: Eukaryota; Metazoa; Chordata; Lepidosauria; Squamata; Lacertidae
Source: the annotation of a GenBank genome assembly